Trifolium pratense (red clover) is the source of this 1882-nucleotide messenger RNA. RefSeq names its product probable glutathione S-transferase. Gene Ontology annotation, molecular function: glutathione transferase activity. The record is from RefSeq and is a predicted model, not a curated record. Lineage: Eukaryota; Viridiplantae; Streptophyta; Magnoliopsida; Fabales; Fabaceae. The transcript is spliced from 3 exons. Gene Ontology annotation, biological process: glutathione metabolic process. Gene Ontology annotation, cellular component: cytoplasm. Bases 867 to 1526 code for a protein of 219 amino acids.
AUUUGGAAUCAUCCUCCCCCUUUGCGGUUCUGCCAUUGCAUCACCUCCAUCGAUACACUGAAGAUAGUUAAUCUGCAUUCAUUUUGGCCCUCUAUUGUUGGUGUAGGAUAUUCUCAAAUCAUUAUGCUCCUUCCUUCCUUGACCAUAGCUGCUAUCACAGUAGCACUCAAGGCUCAAGAAAUCAUCAAUCAUCAUUGCAAAAAAUAAAGACAAAGGAAAUCAAUAUUUGCUGCUUAGUUAUUGUUGAAGAAAUGGAAAUAAAGAAAAAUGAAAGAAAAUAGAAAAAUUUGUAUUUAUAGACAGUUUUGAUGUGUAAAAAUAAUGGGCAAUCCUUUGAUAUUUAUAGACAAAGGUUUGAACAUAAAAAUAUAAGUGUAGGUGUAAAGUUUGUGUGCACUCCAAGUUUGUGUGCACUCAAUUAUUGUAUAGGCUCCUACAAAAUGACAAAAUUUGCAACAAAGACAAAAAAAUAAACAUUAAAUUAUAGAAAAUACUUGGCCCACCAUUUUAACUGGGCAGCUGUCAAAACCGAUUAAAAAAUUGGAAAAAAUGCAACCCACCAUUUUGGUAAAUCUACAGUGGAAAAUUUUAGACACUUAUUGUCAAGAUUAUAGAUACUACACUACAAUCUAAAUAGAAUCAUCUUUGAACUGCAAUUUAGAGUGCUCUCAACAAGAAAUAUGACAAAGUACAUUGUCUCAUAGGAAACAAUAUGCAUAAAAAUAUCCGUCCAAGAACCACCCUCUUUGUUUCAAUGAAUUGUUUAUUGUUUCAUUAACAUGCUUCUCAACCAUUUAUACAUAUUAACAACCAAAACCUAAACACCUAAGUUGAUUUUUCUUUUGUUGGAGUCUUCUAUCUGAGCAAUGGCAGAUGAGGUGAUCCUAUUGAAUUUCUGGCCAAGUCCUUAUGGCAUGAGGGUCCUAAUUGCAUUAGAGGAAAAGGGUAUUAAGUAUGAGAACAGAGAAGAAGAUUUCAGCAACAAAAGCCUUUUACUACUACAAAUGAACCCAAUUCACAAGAAAAUACCAGUAUUAAUUCAUAAUGGCAAAUCCAUUUGUGAGUCACUAAAUAUUGUUGAAUAUAUUGAUGAGGUUUGGAAUGAUCGUUCUCCUUUGUUUCCUUCUGAUCCUUACCAAAGAGCCCAAGUUAAAUUUUGGGCUAACUACAUUGACACUAAGAUAUAUGAGAUUGGGUUUAAGUUUUCAAAAGCUGAAGGAGAGGCUAAAGAAGCUGCAAAAAAAGAAUUUCUUGAGGCUGUUAAAGUGUUGGAAGAACAACUAGGAAACAAACCUUAUUUUGGUGGAGACAACUUUGGCUUUGUGGAUGUGGCCCUUGUUCCAUUGUUUUGCAUGUUCUAUACUUAUACUUUUGCUGGGAAAUUCAUUGAUGAUGAAAAAUAUCCUAAUAUCACUUCUUGGGCAAAAAGGUGUCUUAAAAAGGAGAGUGUAUCUAAGUCUAUUCCUAAAGAAGACAAGGUGAAACGUUUUCUAGAGGAGAAUGGACUUUCACAACGUGGACAUUAGAGGCACGGUUCUAAGGGGAUGUGUCUUCUCGAUAAAAUUUUAAAUUGCAGUUGCGAUCGCAGUCACAACUAUGAUUAUAUUGUUAUCUUUGAUAUUGUGAAAACUUGUGAUGUUGUAAUGAAUAAUGCAGAAACCUUGAUGUUUAUGACUGCUGUAGGAGUUAUGGACCAUAAAUUAUAGAAUCAUGUUUUUGAAUAAUAAAAAUAGCAGAACAAAAAUGGUAUUUGGGUGUGCCAUUCGUUUUGCUACUUAUGAUCUUCUCAAUGGAUAUUUCUAUAUUUCUCAAUGCAAUAUUGUUUAAGGUAAUUUUUAACCAAGCUAUUAAUGUCCAAGUCAAAGUUGUAUGAAUUCAUACU